This is a messenger RNA of Ostertagia ostertagi, 261 nucleotides long. Lineage: Eukaryota; Metazoa; Nematoda; Chromadorea; Rhabditida; Trichostrongylidae. The record is from the annotation of a GenBank genome assembly.
AUGGGUCUCAAGCAAGAGAAGCUUCGCUCCAAUAGGGCAGCGCAGAGUAACAAGACAGCGCGUAGCGAUAUCGAGAUGAUCGCCACGAUGGCGUACAUCAUCAGAAAUUGGGAGACAUACGGAAAUGAGUUACUGAAGAAGUUCAACGAUCAACAUUAUCUCCUAGCGGCUCUCAAAGGUCUCAGAAAUGGUGUCGUAUGGAGCCCGAAUUCGUGCCCCGCCCCGCAUGCGCUUGUGAUGGUAUUCCUUUUCGGCGAAGGA